Messenger RNA from Dovyalis caffra, 429 nucleotides. The record is from the annotation of a GenBank genome assembly. Lineage: Eukaryota; Viridiplantae; Streptophyta; Magnoliopsida; Malpighiales; Salicaceae.
AUGGGCAAGCCUAGUGGUAGUGAUGCUCUGCCACGGAGCUACUCUCUGUGGAUCAAAGACAAGGAAGAUCAUGAGGAGAAUGUGGGGAACGACGGCGGGGAGAGCAAGCGUGCAUUCCUGGUGGUGGCUCUCUGCCCAUGUCUCUCUGUUGAAGCUUUUGAGGUGGCUAAUCUUGGUAGAUCUAGUGGGUUUGAUGUGCAUUUGGCACAGGUUGAGGAUGCUACACCUCGUGUUAGGUGGAUGGUUUCCUUCUGCUCGAGCCUUGAGGAGUUUAAAGGAAGCUUCUUUGUUAAAGGGUUUUCCGGUGCUGGGGGCUUUAGUGAAGGACAUUUGGGGGUCUAUAUGCAACCUCAUCUCGAUUGUGAUCACCCUCGAAAUAAAGCAUGUCGUAUUCAUAAGGCUUUGUAUACUCCAUUGUUUGCCGAUUGA